Orbicella faveolata is the source of this 4433-nucleotide messenger RNA. Its product is annotated as cadherin-like and PC-esterase domain-containing protein 1. NCBI's taxonomy places the organism in Eukaryota, Metazoa, Cnidaria, Anthozoa, Scleractinia, Merulinidae. The record is from RefSeq and is a predicted model, not a curated record.
GUCACGAUGAACUGAGCCCCUGGAACUGAUUUUCAUUUCACCGCGCGAAACGUAAACUGGUGGAACUGGUGAGAAUGUGGUGAGGAUCUUCUUCAGAGAGUCCUGGGUACUAGAGCUCACCGCGAGCAGAAAACAUGUCAGAGAGACCGCAAAUGGACAGGUUAUUGAGAAGUUUGUUUUGGUUGAAAAACGCCAAUGAUGGAACAAUACAUCAACUCUGAAUAUAUUUAAAAGUUUCAAUUUUCGCCAGACACAACCUCAUUCUCUACAAACUAACAAAGUCCUCUGGGCUGGAGCUGGCGACAGAAGAAAUCUUCAUACACACGGAACCUGUCAUCUUUGUCAGCAUGCAGUCCCGAGAGAAGAUGACAUCACAAAUCGCAGCUGAACUUUGUCUUGUUCUUUACUAAUGGGGACAAGGAAGAAGAAGCCUUGUGCACGAGAUGGCGACUACUCUGUUAAAGCUCAAGUAGACUUAAUACUGCGGCAAAGGCGUUAUGCGAUUACCACGGCUUUGCAGGCGAAGAUAUGUCGUGGUGUUGUUGGGUUUGAUUACAGCAAUGUCCGUGUUAUGGACUUAUUGGAUUGGAAGUCGUCUCCAAAUUGAUUCUGAAAUCCUCCCCAAAGGUUUGCAGUCGACAAGACACGAAACAGCAAAGUUUUUGAGGCUUAAGGAAGGCAAUUUUCAAGAAAACGAAUUGACAAGAAAGAGAGAGGAAAGUGGAGUAGUUCGAACGUCCCGGCCGGUACUGGGGUAUACAGUUACAUCAAAGGCUAAGGUGGCCAAGAAGAUAACAGAAAUAAGAUUACUGCAAAGGCUGAAAGAGUUGGAGAAAAACAAGCUGCAGAGGCAAUCAGAAGUGUUACUUGUGAAUUCCGUGGACUCUCUAAGAAAGGAUGUCUUAGAAACUUUCAAAAAUACCUUUAAAGUUCUUGGUUACAGAGUUACUUUGUUGAAAGAUACUGAGAAAUCAAUUUCAAUGAAAAAGGAAUGGUCGGGACAUAGGUGGUGUUUUAGAGGAAAAAUGCGAGGAAAUGCGACUGCAGCAUCUACUUGCUUUCAAAGGGAUGAUCUCCUCUUGCUUCAAGAAAACCAGAGGAUGUCGCCAGCUCCAGGCAUGGAGAAACUACUUCUAAGGAAUGAUGGUUUCUGUUACUUGAUCUCUGCCUCCAAACAUGUUUCAGCUUUUAAAAGCAAGCCUGUAUCACCCCAUUGUUUUGUGUUGCCAGCACAAAAAAAGUUGCUUCUUCAAGACAUCAAAGAAGGAAGAAGUCAGUCGUUCACUUUGAAAUCUCUUGAAUCGAUUGCUACGCCAUUUCAAAACUGGGGACAUACAAGUUCUGCUAGUGAGAAAAUGAAUGAGUUGUCAGAGGCUGUUGUACAGUCGUUUCCAGCAGAUGUGCUCCUGAUUGAAGACAAGGUUGUCAUAGUACAGGUUUAUGCCUUAGUUACCUCAGUAUCUCCUCUCAGGGUAUACAGACACAAAGAGGGACACAUGUAUCUCCAAGGAACAGAGAAUGGAAAAUUUGGUGCUUUUGAGAAAUGGAGCCUUGAUAAGUUUUUUAAACACCUAGAGGGCAAUUUUGGUGAAAACAAAGCCAGUGAAGCACUUGAGUGGAUGGAUGACCAUAUUGUGAAAAUGUUUCUUUUACUUGAACCUACACUUGUUACCUACUUAGGUUUUCCUGCUAGUAGAGGAAAACAAAUUUCCAGGUGCAAGCAAUGUUUCCAGGCCUUGGAAAUCACUUUUACUUUUACCUCAUCUCUCAGUCCUUUUAUUUUAGAGGUUAAGUCUCCUGCUUUUGAAAAUGUUUCCCUGAGGGUAGUUCAGGACACUGUCAAUCUAUUGUUUAAUAUGUCAUCUGUUCCGUUGUCCCAUGACAUAUAUCAGAGCUUGGAAGUGAUGAUGGAAAAAAUGGUAAUCAAGAACUGUCAACCCCAACAAGUGAAGGGACAAUGUUUGACAGAUGACUUGCUGGAGUACUUGUUAGAAACCAAACGGGAAGAACAGCAUUUAGGAAACUUUAAACAGCUUUAUCCAACCCGACAUGGUCAUAAGUACAAGACACUGAUGCUUGAGUUGCUUGACACUGGUGUAGAGUUGGAUGUCAAGCACAGAACUGGCUUAGGAACACCUGAUGUACAUGACAUUCUGACAAGAUUUGAAGCACAGAGGGCAACAAAUGAUUGGCAGCACAAAGGAGGUACAAAAUCAACAUCAUCAACAAGAAAUUCAAGAGUAUCAGCAGACUUGGAAAAGGAAACGGUGUGUAACAAUGAUCCAGAAGCAGACCCUGUUCUGAUAGAAUUCAAUACUCGACCAACAGUAGUUCUUCGCCCAGAGUUCACAAGUGACGUUUUCAUGUAUCAAACUACUGUCUCAUUUGAUACAAUGGUCCUACAGCUUUGGGGAAAAACUUCCACUUGUCAGUCAGAUGUUCGGAUCAACACAAAGCAUGAGGAAGACACCCAAACAUCAAACCAUUCCCUUGGCGUGGGCUGGAACAAGUUUUCCAUAUUUGUUGUUGACACCAGCCUGGCCACGCCUGAAAUAGUGAAUACAUACCGCUUGUUUGUGUUUCGUCAAAGACGUUCUGAGACAGAAAAGACGUUUGAUAAAGAAUCUGCUCAUCAAGUUUGUGCACACUACCAGGAAUGCAGCCUGCAAGUUAUUCCUAACACUCCUUGUGGUCUGCAGAACCUACCAGGCUUAACUUGGGAGAGGUUUCUCCUUAAUCAACAGCAACUUCCACGUUGUAAAACUGGGCACGAGUCAGGUCGUUGGGUUCUUCCGUGUGCCAGCUGUGAUGGCUCUAACAGUUGUUACUGGAGAGAAGCAGUUUGGGCUCCUUACUCGUGUCAUUACAAUGUGCUGUCAAGGGAUGAUACCAGGACAUGUCUUGCAAACAGGAAGAUUCUAUUUAUUGGAGACUCCACCAAUCGUGGCAUCAUGUAUUACCUUAUGGAGAAGCUAAAUGGUUCGUUAAGAAAAUGGGAGAAGACUCAUACGAUGAAAAUCUACAGUGACGAGUUAAACGGUCGACGAACCUCAGUCAGCUUCGCUUACUACCCUCAGUUUUGGCUUCCUGAAAACAAAAGACCUGCAUUUGUUAAAGCGCUUUACCAGCUAAUAGCAAGGUUUCUUCCUCUGGAAAAUAACACCAACACCAUUCUCGUAGUGGGCGGAGUGCAGUGGAUGGGUUCAAGACAUAUCACAGAGACCAAUAAGGCGUUAACGAGCCUUGGCUUGAAUGGCAUCAAAGUUAUUAUCAAGAGCCUGGGAUCUGGAUUCUACCUUCCCGUGCCAGGACUUCCUCGCCAUGACUUGGCAGGACAACGCAAAACUGCCCAACGGAAUCAGCGAGUUAUAAGUGCAGCUAAGCAGCUUGGUUUUGAAGUGGUGGACACUUUUGGCAUGACUGUGUCCAGAUACAAGGACUUCCUUCUGGGAAACUGUGGUUGCCACUUCCAUAAGGUUGUGGACAUGAGGUCCUUAAUCAAGGAAGAGGAUGAAGUUCCCUCUCCAUUGCUGGAGAACGAACAACACACUGACGUUUUACCCAGGUACCAUGUGAUGGGACCCAUCAAUAGCGUUUACUCAGAGCUAGUUAUAAACAGAAUGUGCAGUUAGAAGUUCAGGAAAAACUUGUCAGUGAGCGCGGCCAGUCACGAGGUAAUAAGAAAGAUGGAUCAAAGAUCGAUGGAUCAACAAACACAAGGAAUAUUUAUGCUGCAAGAAAGCGUUCCGUUUUGUGUAUGAGAGACACGAGAAAUGUAACGUGACGUCUAACUGUGUUUCAAAACACCUAGCCAUCCAAUUAGAGGACACUUCACAUAAUCAACAUUUUAUAACAAGAAAUUUUGAAAUCACUGUUAAAACAGGAACUUAUUUUGUUUUGGACAUGAUAUGAGAGAAUGAAAAUACAGUACUGCAGCGGGUUAUAUAGGUUUACAUUUUAGUCACGAAAAUUAAAAUUGUAAAGUAGUACAAUUAAUAUUUUUUCCUGAAUAUGUAUUGAAAUAUUUCAAAUUAUUUUCAAGGUCUUUAACAGAGUUAAGAGGCCAAGAGUAUUUAUUUGUAUCAAAGUUGUUUUAUUCGAAAUAUAUGGAUGAGAAAAAUUACACUAUAGAAAGGAAUUUGUAUUUCUUUAUGAACUAUUUUGUUACAGUUAUUUAUAGUAAUUAAUUACGUCAGGAAACCGAUAUUCGAUUAUAAAAAUUUAGUUGCUCUCUGUAUUAUAUACUAAUAUUCAGGACUCUGAAAACUGUGUUGAUCGCAGUCUUAAACUGUUCCUUGUUUGGCAAAUACUACUGUCCUAUCGAGCUCUCUACACUUGCAGCUGUGCCAAUGUGGAAGAAGAUCCUUACAAGAACCUCAUUGAACCAGAAAUUAGGGGUAAAAUAUAAAUAAAGUGGAACUGUUCAGCUUGAA